Molecule: messenger RNA, 1140 nt
Organism: Fusarium musae
Lineage: Eukaryota; Fungi; Ascomycota; Sordariomycetes; Hypocreales; Nectriaceae
Exons: 2
Coding region: 1-1140 (379 amino acids)
Source: RefSeq, a predicted model, not a curated record
AUGUCCACACCUCUCCCUCCAGACCCAGAUGCUCCCCUCACAGGCGCUGCACGCUCCGUGGAUCGCCAAGGACUCGUCAUUAUCGUCUGGACAUGCUUCACCAUCGCUACGCUCUUUAUAUCGCUACGGCUCUCGGUACGAUGGCUGCAGAACCGACGCUUUCUCGCCGAUGACUACUGGAUUACUUGGGCGUGGCUAUGUACCCUCACCAUGGCUAUACUCCAGACAGAGCAGAUGGAUUCUCUGUGGUAUAUGACUUACCUUCAGGCGGGUCGCGUAGCCUACGACCCGAUAGAGCUCGAGUCCCAUCGCAUUCAGAUCACACGGUGGCAGUUCCCAAUUAUCAAGCUGUUCUGGAUCAUCUUAUGGUCUGUAAAAGCCAGCUUUCUGGCCUUGUUCUAUAGACUGGUGCAGCCGUUCCCUGCCAUUCGCCGAUGUUGGUACGCAGUCGCAGUGUUUGCAGCCGCAGCGCUCAUUGUGUGCAUCAUCUGUAGUAUCCUUACUUGCAGCCCGCCUUCCAACUACUUCCAAGGCAGUUGUGAUUCCCCACGAGAGCAAUGGAGACAGUCUUUUAAUGUCAUCUUCUCAACUACCGUCGACGUUGCCACCGACCUCAUGAUCAUGGCGCUUCCGAUCGCAGUACUUCCCUCUCUACAACUCGACAUAAAGAAGAAGAUUGGACUUGGAAUAGUCUUUUCGCUGGGUAUAAUCAUCAUCUCCGUCGCCCUUGUUCGCAUGUCAAAGGUCAUCGUUGGAAACCAGGUCGAUCUCGUGGGCCUGGCUAUUUGGGGCGCCGUGGAAACAGCAACAGCUCUUGUCGUCGGCUCGCUACCGGCACUCAAGGGCCUACUCAACCGAAGCAUCAAGAGGUACGCUACAUCGAGGAGCGGUAGAACAGAUCCGGCCGAUCACAGCAGUCGAUGUUCCCAGCGUCGUCGGGGCCAUGGCUCUGCAUUGACGCCUCGGGCUAUCGUGGCUUCUGAUUGUAUCCCUCUUGAUGAUGCCCACCACAGCGGCCAAGUUAGCGGUGGUAUAUAUGUCCACAAAAACCAAACAUUCACAAUAGCCACUCUGAGGGCUGAUAGUCUCUCCCUGAGCGAAGGGGAUGAAGCACCUAUUAUGAGAGUAGCACCUAGAUAG